UCAAAUCUAACUAACAAGAUCCUCCGCUGAGAAGGCAUCUGGGUAUAACAGACAACUGAAGGCGACCUCGGGAGGGUUGAGAAAGAGUGCCCACUCAACGCACCGAGACCACUUCAAGCAACCGAUACUUCAAACACCUGGCGGGGUAACUCCCUGCCUUAACAUUUCUUUACUAGAUUUCAAAGGAAUUGUUAUGACAUCGAUCUGUUGACAACGGACGAAAAUACUUAAGUAUUAAAAAGUUCACGGUGAAGUUUGGAGAGCGAGAACACCUGCUGUUGUUUGAUUUCGCUAUGUCUAAGCCUGCGGAUCACGUUAAACGCCCAAUGAACGCUUUUAUGGUGUGGUCCCGGGCGCAAAGGAGGAAAAUGGCCCAGGAAAACCCUAAAAUGCACAAUUCCGAGAUCAGCAAGAGGCUGGGCGCCGAGUGGAAACUUUUAACAGAAUCUGAAAAGAGACCUUUCAUUGACGAGGCCAAACGGCUCAGAGCACUGCACAUGAAGGAACAUCCGGAUUACAAGUAUCGACCCAGGCGCAAGCCUAAAACAUUGUUAAAGAAAGACAAGUUUGCUUUUCCCAUGCCUUACCUGGCGGAUCAAGAAGGACUCAAGUCGGCCGCCCUGUCCGCUAGCGUUCUGCCAGAUUCCUUGCUCAGCUCGACUGAGAAAGCCAGGCUUUUUUUCCCGCAUGCCACAGCGAACCCAUACUCACUCUUCGAAGCGAGCCACCUGGGCUCCAAAAUGACCGAGAUCGCGCCCACCUCUCUGGCGUCCUUGCAAUAUGCCUCGCCAUUAGCUUACCAAAGCGGAGCGAGCGCUGCUGCGGCGGCUGCGGCUGCUGCGGCGGCCGCCUUCGGUGGGGCACACACUCACAGUCACCCGUCGCCGGGCAAUCCAGGCUACAUGCUACCGUGCAAUUGCACCGGCUGGCCGGCUUCAGGACUGCAGCCCCCUCUCGCCUACAUCCUGCUCCCAGGGAUGAACAAACCUACACUGGAACCCUACCCUGCCUAUGCAACUGCAUUAUGACAAGAAGCAAAAAAAAAGUUUCGUUUGAAAGCAAAACUACGUGUUACAUUUAAAGGAAAAGCAUUCAGUAGCAGAAGCUGGUUUGCCGGCAGCUGUAUGAUGCGGUCAUUUGGAAUGAAUAGCUUCCCAGAUUUCUUUUUCUCAAAUCAUAGCCUCGCAGGAUCUUUUUUUUGGGAAGAAGAGGAGCCACUGUAAUUGUGAUAAUGGAUCACUGAAGCUUCUGCUGCUUGAGCGCCUGUAAUUAUAUAUUUCGAAAUAUGACUUGGAUGAACUGGAGAGAGUACUGCGCUUUCACAUCGGAUCAGGAGGCCACGAAAAGUCAAAGGAAAUACUGUCAAUGUGUAAAAACAGUAUCAGUGGGCGAAUUCCCGAAUGUUUUUACGCAAUUAGAUGCAGUUAACUUUCACUUUUGUUCAUCUGUAAUGUACUUCGGCAAAAUCUAAACUCAAAACAUAUUUAAUCAAAUUGUAAAUGCGUGUAAAGAUAUCACCGUUCCUGUCUAUAGUUGUGCAUACAUCACGAAACACCUGAACAAUGAGCUGAACAACCACCUAGGCAACACUAAGAAGAGACUGUACAUUUGUAAAUACCGUAGGUUUUAUUUUGUGGGUUGCGACCUAAUAUUUCCUUCAUUCAACUUGCCAAAUGAGCGAAUUGUAGAGCUGGAUCCACGCGAAUCGCUACACACGAUGAUAGCAAUUACCGAAAAGUCGAAAGCAGAUUGUAAAAUUGUACAUUUCAGUGUUUUGUUGCAUGUGCAGUGCUCAUUUUCAUAUACUUCCAUCACACGAUCUUUUGCUUGGUCUUCUUGGGUUUGAUGUAAACUUUCUUGAACAUAUAAACGAGCUCCAGAGCAACAAAAUAAACGAUAUGGAGAGGGCGGGAUUGGUUCAGAUGCUGACUGCCUGAUAGUUGUAUUUAUUGCUUAGUUAGACAUUUUGCAUUUUACCCCUCGGAUAUUGGACUAUUUUCUGUCCUUUCGAGUAAUGGUUGCACAUUAAAAUGUAGUAUACGAUCUUAACGAUCAAUAUAAUGUAAUGAUCAAACAAAAAAGUGCAAAUAAGUAGAAUUUUACAUAAAAUACCAAGUGCACUAAAGCUCAUAGAAUAGCUAUUAUAGUUAAAAGUUCUUCACUGUACUGCUAUGUGGGACACAGCGGGCCGACCUCUGACACUGCCAUCUAGUGCUAUUCUUCGUGUUGUUAUUAGUAUUAGUAUUCCGAGUCAUAACAAUUAUUGAAUCUUUUUUUAAUCUCGAAUUUAAAGUGGCACGUCACUUUGACAAUUGGGAAUUAACAUAUGCCUUUGAUCGUCAAUGCGAAAUAUAAUCUGUUUUAAAUCAUAAUUUGAUUUUUAUCAACACAUAAUAUCAAGACGUCAGCAAUUAUAUUAUAAGCAUAAGUGUUAGAUAAAACCUGUGAAUUUUAGUGCGGAGUCUAGCGUUUUGUUUUAUCCCGUUGUUAGUUUCACAAACAGCGAGAAAUAACGCCAUUGCCGUGAAAUUACUUCUUGUUUUUUUUAACUAAGUCCAAAUGAUUUCAAUAUACCUGCUAGGUUGUUUGCUGUUAUGCGUAUUUCAAACGUUGCGUGGUCAUAGCAUGUUAUUUCAUAAAAUAUUGGCGUUUCUGUAACAGAAAAUACUUUUUUAAUUAUGCAUUUUCACGAAUCUUUAUGAAAUUUUAAAAAGUGUAAUAUUUUUGUUUUUAAUUUAAUAGUAGAUGAUGAAUAUUUCUGUAAAUUUUAGCGUCUGAUUUCUACCCUGUUCAUUUCUUGAACAGGGGAUUUUAAUAAAGAAGGAAAUAGAGAGAAAACAAUUAAUUCUUGCAUUGCUCACGCGAUUUGUAUCUGAAUUUCUCAAACGUACUUAGUGCAGGUGGAGGGUAAGGUAUCCUCCAAAGGGUGUCUUUGUUCGUGCUUUGAAUAGAAUUACUUGGAAAUCUAAAUCAAACCAUUGUUAGAUAGUGCAGAAACCUGAUUUAUCACAUUUUUAUAGUGAAUGGGAAAGAAGAUAAAACCACUUUGUUGUCUUUUAAAAAACACUCACCGUUCGCAAAGGGCAGCUCAGUUGAAUACAAUGCUGCUGUUCAGGAAAACAGG
Molecule: messenger RNA, 3124 nt
Organism: Mobula hypostoma (lesser devil ray)
Lineage: Eukaryota; Metazoa; Chordata; Chondrichthyes; Myliobatiformes; Myliobatidae
Gene: sox21b
Product: SRY-box transcription factor 21b
Exons: 1
Coding region: 294-1028 (244 amino acids)
Biological process (GO): cell differentiation; positive regulation of transcription by RNA polymerase II; anatomical structure morphogenesis
Molecular function (GO): RNA polymerase II cis-regulatory region sequence-specific DNA binding; DNA-binding transcription factor activity, RNA polymerase II-specific
Source: RefSeq, a predicted model, not a curated record